AUGUCUGUUUCGGAACCUGCGGAUUCCGGUGGUAUAGUUACCUCAUUGAGCCAGGAUCUGCAGGGGUUUGAAGAUAUGAGCACCGUAGGAGCCUGGGCUAAAAUGAUGGAAGAAGAUGUCAGUUGCAGUCAAAUGAACAGUACUAUUGACGAAGAAGAGGAACCGGAACGUUCAGUUGAAACCGAAGGGAAAAAACUUCCUGAUAGGCCUCCAUUCUCUGUUCAAGUAACUAAUGUUGCUUCUUCUUGUGAUGAAAUGGAUGUGUAUUUCGAGUUCGGAGGGGAGAAGAGAAUCAAGUGUAUCAAUGUUAAUCCUGCUGCCGGUAAGGCUGACAUUGAGUUUUUCGAUAGGGAAGGUCUUCUUCACGCCAUUCAGAAGAAUGGAACAGAAUUGUGCAAUAAGAAAUUGAAAGUUUACGUGAUUGAUCAUUCGAGAGAAAGAAGGCCGGCUCAGAUUGACCGUUCCGAUCGGACAAGUUCAGCGCGUGAUUCGCGAGAUAGUUAUGGCGGAAGAUCAAGCAGGGAUCAACGUGAUUAUAGAGAACAAUUUCAUCGGGGUAGUCAUCAUGGCAGUCAAAACUCCAUUUACAGUGAUGACCCAAGAUCAUACAAUAAUCAGAGGAACAAUUACGCAACUUUACCUCGACAUUCAACUGGUGGAAGAGGUGGUAGGCAUCAUGAUGAUCGAUAUGGACAAAGCUUCCGGGGGGGACCAAACUACAACGCUAGGGGCGGCUAUCAAAACCGUGGUGGUGGCGGCGGUGGUGGAUACAGACAUUCUAUGGAUCGUCCAAGACAGUCUACCAAUGAAUACAAACGUAGUGAUAGUGGUUACGAGUAUGAGAAGCCUGCUCCAAUUAAUCGAUCGCGAACUGAGUCAACAACUUCGGAACAAGCAGAACGUCGACGCUUAGAACUUACAUCUAGGAAUUCUUCGCGGUUGAGCAUAAACACGUUUGAAGAUGAACGACCUCAACCUGUUAAAAAGCCAAGUUCUCGCGACAUAUUUGGAGAUGCCAAGCCAGUCGAUACCGCCGACAAAAUACGAGAAAUUGAAGAAAAACAAGAGAGAGAAAAGAAGAUUGCCGCAGAGCGAGAAAGAGAACGGGUUGCUCGCGAAAAAGAAAGAGAGAGAGAAGUUGUUCAUCCAAGUUCAUCUCAACAGCAGCAGCAGCAAAAUCAUUUUGUCCCUCCAGCUCCAGGUUUUGAUCCAAGUAAACCUCCUCCACAUAAUCACGGGUAUAUGCGGGGUCCAAAAAUACCUCAACAGGUACACCAAGUACCAAUCGUCAACCAACCUCCUAGGUUUGACGGUUCCGUAGGAUCAGUUGCAAUUAUGAAACGGGAUGAUAGGCAAAAAGAAAAAGUUAAUGAACUCGAAACUAAAGAUCAUAACGAGAAUCAUAAUAACCUUGAACCUCGAAAUUCGAGUGAGAAUUUAGUGAAAAAGGAGGAGCGCGUAGCGUCAUCAGCUUCAAGCUCUAAUGAAAACCAGGGAGCAGCCAAGAAGAGUACACAUGUUAGGACAUUCACUCGAACUCUACAAAAGAGUGCCACGUCUGAUCAAAUCAACGAGAACAGAUCUUACCGUGGCGGUAGAGGUGGAGGACGUGGUCGAGGUGGACAUCAAGGUCGUGGCAGCAUUCCCUCGGAUAGAAGAAGCAGUUACUCAAGUCAACAAGAUGUUUCUCGUGAUAAGAUAGAAGUGAACGCGCCUGUACAUAAACCAGAGAAGAAGGAACAUCAUAGCUCGCAAGUUUCGCUAAGAAGUAAUCGGGGAAAUCAUAAACGCCAUGAUCGGGAAGGCAGAGGAGGUUAUUAUGGAAAGGAUAGGCAACACAAAGAAGAAGGAAAACCACCAAGAGAUGACACACGGCAAGGCAAGGAUCAUAACAAGUCCAAGUCUGACGUGCCUAAGGAUGUGAAGAGUGAAGAGCAGAAACCUCAAAACGCUACUCAACACGUGCAAGAAUCGAAAGAACGACCACACAAGGAAAGCCAGAAACCACCCGCAGUUCCUGUAGCUGUUCUGGAUUUAUCGGCUUCGAAUGAAGACAGUAAUAAUAAGAAGAAAGACAAAAAGAAAGUGAAGAAGGAGUCAGCAAAGGUUGGGAAGAGUUUGAAAGGCAACAAGUUCGCUGCUUUAGCCAACGUGGAUGAUUGA
Molecule: messenger RNA, 2163 nt
Organism: Auanema sp. JU1783
Lineage: Eukaryota; Metazoa; Nematoda; Chromadorea; Rhabditida; Rhabditidae
Source: the annotation of a GenBank genome assembly